AUGGCGUCCCUCCUCCUCCGCCGCCGCCACGCUGCGCACCCACGCGCCGCCGCCGCGGCCUGCGCUCCCCUCCUCCGCGCCUUCUUCGCGCUCCCCGACGUCAAUCCCUCGGCGUCCUCCACCGCAACCCCUACCCCGGCCGCGCCCACCACCACCUCCGCCCGCGCCCCCGUGCUCGACCUCCAGCUCGCCGUGCGCGCCGAGUCUGACCCAGCCCGCAUCCACUCCCUCGUCGCCUCCGCGCUCUCCAGCGAUGACUUCCCGCGCCUCCACACCUCGCGCCAGCUCUUUUCACUGGCCACCUCGCGCCUGACCCGCCUCCGCCGCCCCGACCUCGCCGCCUCGCUCCUCGACCUCCUCCUUGCCUCCGCCCCGCCCUCCCCGGGCCUCCUUGCGCGGGCGCUCUCCCUCUACCCGGGACCCGACGACGCGCUCCGGGCCUUCUCCUCGUCUCCCCCCGCCGCCCGCUCCGACGUCUCCCUCUCGGCGCUCCUUUCGGCGUUCCUCCGCGCUGGCCGCCUCGAUGACAUCAAGUCCACCAUUGCCCUGGCGGAGUCCUCGCACGGGGUCGCGCCCGGCCGCGCCUCCCACAAUGUGCUCCUCCACGCGCUGGUCAAGAACUCUGAGCUAGCUGCUGCCCGGAAGCUGCUCGACGAAAUGGCCAACAAGAAGUUGAAGCACCGCCCUGUGCCAGACAUCAUAUCCUACAACACUGUCCUUGCCGGUUACUCCGUGCAGGACGAUGAGGAGGGGUUUGAGAAGGUUUUGAAGGAGAUCAGCUUGAGCAACCUGGAGCCAAAUGUUGUCACCUACAACUGCCGGAUACAGUGGUUCUCCAAGAAAGGCGAGACAGUCAAGGGGGAGGAGCUGCUUGAUGUGAUGGAAUCAAAGGGGGUAGCGCCGAAUUACCUUACCUACAAUGCUCUCGUGCAGGGUUACUGCAAGGAGGGAAAUGUCGGGGCAGCGAUGCGUGUGUUCAAGAGGAUGAAGGUGAUGAAGAGGCGGGAGGGAAGAAGUGACUUGGGUGUUUCCGCGCAUUCGCAGGUAUAUGUGGUGCUGUUUAGGAGUUUGGUUGAGAAAGGGAAGCUUGAUGAUGCGUUGUGGAUUUGUAAGAGCUGCUUUGCAAUGAAGGCAGCACCAGCGUUUGAGGCUGUUAAGGGUUUGGUCGAGGGUUUGGUGAAGGCAGGCAGGUCAACAGAGGCCAAGGAUGUUGUUGCCAAGAUGGAGUUUCUUGUGAAAGGCGAUGCUAAACUUGCUUGGGGGAAGGUUGUUGGUGAACUUUCUUUCGAAGAGGGACCGUCAAAUUCGAAUCCAUGA
This is a messenger RNA of Miscanthus lutarioriparius, 1317 nucleotides long. The record is from the annotation of a GenBank genome assembly. Lineage: Eukaryota; Viridiplantae; Streptophyta; Magnoliopsida; Poales; Poaceae.